UGCCACUCCUGAGAGCGCAAGAGAAGGACGAAAGUUACGGAUUAGGUGCUUCUUCUCAGGAGGGUGAAGUCAAAGCCAUCCUUUGGACUUUUUUUUUUUUUUUUUUUUUUUUUUUCUAUUCUAAAGUAUAACAGCAAUCUAAACAUCCUUCAAGACUAGUUGAUGGGGCUUUUUCUUAAUCUAGGGAAUGCCUUUUGUUUUAUGAGUCAGGAGUCCGUUAGGCUACCUUUUGGCAUUUUGCAGAACUAUUAUGGAAUAAACUACGCAACGAAGUGGCACCAAGAGAACCAGCUGAUUUGAAAAUUUGGACUUUUGUUCUGUUUUAUUGAAACUUUCCUGGGGAUUACGGAGUUUCUCGUCGGGACACCUAAUUUCCGAGGAUUUUAAGAGUUUUUUUCAUUAAGCAUAGACUGUGACCACGUCUGGAUUAUGAAAGAAACAGACGUGAAAAAAGGAAGCGUGAAACAUCGCCAUUAGAAAAAAAAAAGUUGGAGAAAGGGGAAAUGUGGAGUAAGAGUGGCGUCUACAUUAGGAUGUUGCUGCUUUUACAAUGGAAGUAAAGAACUGUUUUACUGCCGCUGCGCUGCUUUGUCUUUUCUUUUGCUCCGUUUUCAGCCAAGAACUCAACGUUAAAGGCAGGAAUGUGUGCAAAGCACCCGGGUCAUCAAGAUUGGUUUGCUGCAGUGGAUGGGGGCAACUGGGAGAUGAAUGCCUGACACCCAUCUGUGAAGGCAACUUCACCUGCAAGGAAAAUGAGGUGUGUGUCAGGCCGAAUGAAUGUCGCUGCCGACAUGGAUACUUUGGAGCCAGCUGUGACACAAAGUGCCCUGCCCAGUUCUGGGGCCCUGACUGCAAGGGAAGAUGCAACUGUUAUCCUAAUGGCCAGUGUGACGAUUUGACCGGCAAGUGCACCUGCAAUCACAACCGUUGGGGACCCAACUGCGAGAAUGCUUGUCAGUGCCAAAAGGGCAACUGUGACCAAGACACAGGAAAAUGUACCUGUCACACUGGGUGGUGGGGUCCACACUGCCACAACAUGUGCUACUGCAGCAUAAAUUCUGUCUGCGACGUGAAUACGGGGCGAUGUCUAUGCCAUCCUGGCUGGACUGGGAGGAACUGUGCAAAUCAGUGCAACUGUAACGGCUCGCCGUGCGAGCAGUACACGACACGCUGCCAAUGCAAGGACAGGAUGUGGGGUCCUCGAUGCGAUCGAGUGUGCCAAUGCAUCCACGGCAAGUGCAACAAGGCUGAUGGCUCAUGCACAUGCACUCCAGGAUACCGUGGGAAGUUUUGCAGGGAACCAUGUCCUGCUGGAUUUUAUGGCCAAAACUGCAGAAACAGGUGUGGACACUGCAAGGGUCAGCAACCCUGUAAGGUGACCGAGGGCCGGUGCAUCACCUGUGACAGAGGCUGGAACGGGACACGAUGUGAUCAACUCUGCUCCAAGGGCUUCUUUGGGGAAAACUGUCAGGAAGUGUGUCCCACUUGUAAGGACGGUCACCAUUGUGACCCCAUUCAUGGCAAAUGUUCUCACUGUAAUCCUGGCUGGAUUGGGGACAGGUGUGAGGUACGCUGCCCCAACGGCACAUAUGGCGAGAACUGUGAGAACAACUGCAGCCAGUGUUUUAAUGGCAUCUGUCAUGUAGUCACCGGAGAGUGCCUUUGUGACCCAGGCUUUUAUGGCACCUACUGCAAUAAGACCUGCCAGCCUGGCCAGUAUGGAGUCAACUGCAACCAAACCUGCUCCUGCAAUGACAAGAACUGUGACCCUGUGUCUGGUGCCUGUCAUCUCCAGCCCAACCAGCGGAUGGGUGUGAUCGCAGCUGGAUCCUUGGUCUCCUUUUUACUGAUUGCCCUACUUUCUCUACUAUGCUGCUGCUGCCUCUGUCAAGACAAAGAUGACCACAACAAAAAAGCCAAGCGGAUUUUAUGCGGACGAUUCAGCCGAAUCAGCACUAAACUUCCCCGUAUUCCACUGAGGCGACAGAAACUGCCCAAAGUAGUCGUAGCACAUCACGACCCAGAGAACACCUUCAACUGCAGCUUCAUUGAGCCGCCCUCAAUGGCCGAGCAGCCCUCCCCCUCCUCAUGGUCCUCCCAGGAGUCCUUCUCUUCCUUUGAGAGUGGAGAUGAAGGGCCUGUUUAUUGUGUUCCGCAUGAAGAAUCCACGAGUGACAGCAAAGAGAAGCAGAGCCCCAACCCUGUGGACGAAAACUCAGAGGAUGACACAAACAAGGAGGAUGCAGGGGAGUACACUUCACUAAAAGACACGAGUGUCACCAAACCGGAGAGCAACGAGCAGUCUAUACUCAAGUGCUCUGACAGUGAGAUUUCAAAUAGUGAGUCUGAGUCUGCUGCCCAAUACGCCUGCAUUGCCCGCCUCUCCAAGCAGUCAAAAGAGGAUGAUUGCAUUGGCAAAGAUGGUGAUGGUAACCUUACAUCAGAAGCCAAGGUAAAUGGGAAACCUCCCCCUUCACCUGGCAAGCCCAAACCACGGCCACCAGAUCCAUCUACUAAACCCAAAGUGUCAUGGAUUCAUGGAAAUGCAACAGGGUCUCAACAACCAGAGCAACAAGGGGGGAAUAGGGCAUUUGCAGUGUCAAAGGAGAAAAACAGGAGCUCUAGCAAUAGCUCAUUAAAGAAUGAAGAGCGUCAUAAAAUAAAAGAAAAGAGUCGGAGUCAACAGAAGAAGCAGGAUGGAAAUGAUACUAAUGCAAAUGGAUCACCUAGCAAACACAAACUGCUACAAGGUAAAAAGUCUGGAGAUGAGCAUAGCAGUCCAAGUCACAUGGAGCACAUCAAUGGUGUUGUCCAAAAUGCCCUAAAAAUGAUAAGCAGUUUCCGUAGCUCAUCGCCUGAGAAGAAGAUUGCUGAAAAUCCAAAGCAGAGUUCUAAAGAGCCACCAAAGAGCCCGAAGGUAAUCCACCCUCAUAUGAAUUCUGAAGCGGCCACUUUACUGGCUGCACAGCUCAAGGAGAAAACUCAGAGCAUCAACAGGAAUGAGGGGACUGGACUGACAAAGACCAAUGGUCUCUCCCUACCAAAGAAUAACCAGGAGAAGCCCACACCUCCACAGAAAGCCAAGAGAACCAACUCCAGUGGACUUGGUCAGCAGGGCUCCACCAAGCCUCUGCUGCCUACCACAAGCAACCUUCAGAAAAUGGUGGCACCAAUCACCAACAACUUUGGGACCCCCGAAGCCAAGAGCCCGGAGAAGCAGGACUUGAACGGCUCCAGGACGGGGGACCUGCUGGACCCUACACCGAAGAAGACUCCCAUAAAAAAGCCACCUAGGAAGAAAGGCAAAGGUGGUACCCUUGAUACACCUGAAAGUAAAACACCCCAGCAAAAAACAGCCAUUAUGCCGCCACAGGUAGUGAAGUAAAUAUUUGGAAAGAUUCUGAGCAGUUGCCAAUUAUUUUCUACAAGACUGAAUUGUUUGUUUGAAGCUAGCAGCAACAUAGCUUUUUAAUCAAUGAACAGCUUGAGGGCAGUGCCUCCAGGGACAUUCAGAAGUAACAACCUCUUUGAAAUAAAAGGCACAAUAGAAUUACACCUGGAGGGUGUUUUAUGAUAACCAUGACACCAUUGUUAAAUAUCAAGUGUAUGUAUUCAAGUUGCAACACAACUUUGUCUAGAGCUGAACACAACACAGUAAACAGGGACAUUAUCUAAAAGUUCAUUCAUCUCAGCUGCUGGGCCAUGAGCCCACAUUUAUAUUUACCUACUGCAUGUAAAAUGAGUAUUGAUUACAUCAACAUUUCUUUUGGAGAUUCACUUCUAAUGAGGCUUUUGAUAUGAAAUGCGCUGUCUGUAAUGUAAUCCACACAAAUCAGUCGACGCAUGUAAUGAAGUAGAAUGACACAGGGAAUAGGUUUUAAAUGUUCUUACUAAAAUGUUUUCAAGAGUAUUUCAAGAUGCUUCCUGUAUGGAAAAAGUACUCACAUGCACUGCUCAAAUUUAACUUUGACCCAUGCAUCCACACAGUUUUCAGUUGGAGGGUAAAUUUUGAAACAAAUUCAUAUCAGGUGACUGAACAGGUCAUUCCAGCAAUUUUACUUACUGUCUUGGAAACAGAUAGUUUCAAUGACUGUGUGUUUAAGAUCAUUGUCUUGUUAAAACAAUCAGCCCUGUUUCAUCUUUAGAUUGUUAACAAUAUUCUUCUGGUACAUUUUUCUAUUCAUUCUUCCAUUGAUUAUGUGAAAUUUUCCAGUACCAUUGCUGUGGUAGAACCCUACACCAUGUAGGGCCCAAAUAGAAAGCUUUGUGGUAGAGUGCUACAUUGGAGUGUGCAAUAACAUUAAAAAUAAUUCCUUUUGGUCUCAUUUGACCAGACUACACUCUCCCAAUAUUUGAUUGGCUUGUCCAAAUGUUCUGCAGGAAACAAGCGUCAAUAUGCUUUUUCCUUUGCAAUGACGUUUUGUAAAGUGAGUGUGCAUUGAGGCCACAUGGGAUGAGUGCAUUACUUCAUAAGAAGGUAUGUACCUGCUAAUUUCAGGUCUUUCUGAAGCUUUCUGUGACUAAUUAUUGGCUCUUAGAGAACUUUGCUGAUUAUUAUUUUGACUCCUCUAUCAGAAGUCUUGCAAUGGCUGGUUUAUGGUGACAUGUUCUUUGCAAUUUUGAAUGAUGAUCCCAAUGGCUCUAACUGAGACGUAAAAAAAAAAUAGAAUCAUGUAUGUGACCAAUUUUCUCAGAAUUAGGAUCUGAUGGUCCUGAGAGAGAUUCUUCUAAUUACGGCAUCUUCUAUGAUACCUUGAUAAUAAGAAAGCCUUUUAAAGGCCAUUAACUGGGACUAAGCCAACCAAUGUUAACUGGCAUUGAUGAGUGCAGUAUUAAUUGCUACAAACAGACUUCAGCUAUUUUCUUGGUUUUCUAUGCCUUUGUGCGACUUUUUUGUUCUUAUAUUUGAAGUUUUUAUUACACACUUUUAUUUUUAGAUUUAUUUCUUUGUAAGAAUUAGUAGUUUGUUUGUUCAUAUGUAUAAUACUUAUGUUGUUGCUGAGUUGAUGUGAAUUUCAUGUCAAUAGCCCCAUCACAAAUACAUUUACUGAGAAAAGUGUUGACAUGUUCAAAACUGAUUUCAUUGCUUUAUGAGUUGUACAGCUGGAAUUUAAAAGAACAAGGGCCAGAAAAAUAGCUAUUAGCAUGUAAUGCACAAACAGUGACAGUGAGUAAUUGGUGCUCUGAUGACUAGAAGCUAACAUUUUUGUAUUCUAACUUGCUUAGAGCAACAUGCAGCAAUAUAGCUCUAUACCAAAGCUUUUCAAGAUCAUUCCAGCCUUAAGGAGUUUCUUUGCAGAUGAAUCUCUACUCUUGGUAUUAUAUUUAAAAAUGUUAAUUAGUCUAAUGAAUCUGAGUAUUUCUAUGACCAUCUUUAUUAAAAAUACAAGAAAAACUUCAAUCAACCAUCACUCAGAUUUGAUGGUUUAAAGUUCACAAAUGAAAAUAAGAACAUUUUAAUUCUUCAUUUAAAAAUUCAGCCUUUUUAAGCUUUUUUCUACUUGAAGCUUAAUCAGCGUCACUUGGCCAGCUCUGUCAGAUGUAAUUUGUUGAUUCAUAUGAAAGGAUUUUGCUAAGAUUAAAGAGAAUGUACACUUGCUGUAUUUGAACCACUAAGCUAAAAAAGAGAACCAAAACAAUGUAACGUCCUUUAGUUUCUGUUUGUUCAGCGUUCUGUUACUGGAUUCUUUGAUCCCUCAGAAAAUUAGGUCACUGUCAAAUUCUAAUUUUGAAUAGAUGUCAGUAAGAUAAAUUUUGUGACAAAAAUAGCUUUCCAAGAAUUAAAUAAUACCAGCUGAUUUAUGCUAGAUUUAGGAGGAUAUUUGAAUGUUCUUGCUUUGGGCAAAAACAGAGACUUAAAUGGUACUUUAUCUUGUGUGUAAAACCAAAGUAAUUUCUGCCAAAGAAUUUUGCCACCAUUUACUCCAAGUGCAGACUCCAUAAUUUCACAUCCAUGUAUUGUUGUGGAAUACAAACAAUAAAGUUUUCAGGUAGGGAAAAAAAAGCUAAUUUAUAGCAGCUUUUACAACUUGAACUACAUGAACAACUAGUGGCAUAGGAAAUGAUGAUAAUCUGCUUUAGGCAUGUUUUUGAAGUUGAAGAGUAUUACAUUAACAAAAUGUUUCUAUCUUUUUUCAUUAAGGUACAAGCCAUGUCUUUAUGUUUUUCAACAUUUUACUUGUAUACAUUGUGUACUUUUUUUAUUAUCUUUGUAAGCUGUGCUUAUAUGACCGUGUGGGUUCCUUUGUUUUCUUUGGUGUGAAUGAACUGACUUUCAUAUAUUAGCUUUUUUUGGUUUUGCUGUGUUGCUUAUUUUUGGCUCUUUGUCAAAUCUGCAGAAAGAGUACGUUCCUUCUCUAAAGUUUACAUUGGCUUUGUAAUUGUUCUCUGUUGAUGUUAUUGUUUGUGUAACACUUAACUGCAUGACGCAGAGUGUAAUUAUAUGGCAUUAUAGCUGCAGAGGAAAUUUGUAAUCUUUCUGCUCCCUCCAUUUGUUAUUGCAGCCUUCUGUAAGCAAAUCUUAUACAAAAGAGUAUUGUACAAUACUACCAUAAUACCACUGUUGUAACAAGUGCAUAUGCUUAAAAUCAUAAUACUGUGUAACUAUUAAGUUGCAGUCAUUUGCCUGAUUGGCCUUUGCCUGGUUUCAUUGCCUUACAAUGCAUUUUUGUAAAGAAGGGCCUAAAGAAACUGCAAAACCGUCACCAGCUGUAAGAUACAUUUUGUUUUAGUUGUGUUGUUUGUUUUACUACAACUUUGAUUGCCUUUUAGCGUAUGGCUGUUACACUCUGUGUGUUCAUUUAGUUCUUUUGAAUAAAAAAAGCAAUAUGUGUAGCCAAA
Gambusia affinis (western mosquitofish) is the source of this 6840-nucleotide messenger RNA. It is a transcript of the gene scarf2, whose product is annotated as scavenger receptor class F, member 2. Gene Ontology annotation, molecular function: scavenger receptor activity. NCBI's taxonomy places the organism in Eukaryota, Metazoa, Chordata, Actinopteri, Cyprinodontiformes, Poeciliidae. Bases 551 to 3385 code for a protein of 944 amino acids. The record is from RefSeq and is a predicted model, not a curated record. The transcript is spliced from 11 exons.